This is a messenger RNA of Chrysochloris asiatica (Cape golden mole), 8340 nucleotides long. RefSeq names its product proline-rich coiled-coil 2C (gene PRRC2C). The record is from RefSeq and is a predicted model, not a curated record. The transcript is spliced from 33 exons. Bases 1 to 8340 code for a protein of 2779 amino acids. NCBI's taxonomy places the organism in Eukaryota, Metazoa, Chordata, Mammalia, Afrosoricida, Chrysochloridae. Gene Ontology annotation, biological process: cell differentiation.
AUGUCGGAGAAGUCAGGCCAGAGCACAAAAGCAAAGGAUGGGAAAAAGUAUGCAACACUCAGCUUGUUUAAUACUUACAAGGGUAAAUCAUUAGAAACUCAGAAAACCACAGCUCGACAUGGAUUACAGAGUCUUGGAAAAGUUGGUAUUUCACGGCGUAUGCCCCCACCUGCUAACCUCCCAAGUCUCAAAGCAGAAAACAAAGGCAAUGAUCCUAAUGUGAACAUUGUACCUAAAGAUGGCACAGGAUGGGCAUCAAAACAGGAACAGCAUGAAGAAGAAAAAACACCAGAAGUACCACCAGCACAGCCAAAACCUGGGGUUACAGCACCCCCAGAAGUAGCACCUGCUCCAAAAUCAUGGGCCAGUAACAAGCAAGGUGGGCAAGGAGAUGGAAUCCAAGUGAAUAGUCAUUUUCAGCAAGAAUUUCCCAGUCUGCAGGCAGCUGGAGAUCAGGAAAAAAAAGAAAAAGAAGCAAAUGAUGACAAUUAUGGACCUGGUCCAAGUUUACGGCCACCAAACGUUGCUUGUUGGAGAGAUGGUGGCAAGUCUGCUGGCUCAGCUUCUCCAUCUGAUCAAGAUGAAAAACUUCCUGGCCAAGAUGACAGCACAGCUGGAACAUCAGAACAAAAUGAUAUCCUCAAGGUGGUGGAAAAGAGAAUAGCUUGUGGUCCUCCACAGACCAAACUGAAUGGACAACAGCCUGUCCUUGCUUCCCAGUAUAGAGCAAUGAUGCCGCCUUAUAUGUUUCAACAAUAUCCAAGAAUGGCAUAUCCUCCUCCUGCGCAUGGAUCCAUGAGAUUCCCACCUGCUUUAUCUGAAAAUAACAAAGGCCUUCGAGGAAGAGGACCACCUCCUUCAUGGGCUUCUGAGCCUGAGCGUCCUUCCAUCCUUAGUGCUUCAGAACUCAAGGAACUUGAUAAAUUUGAUAACCUAGAUGCUGAAGCUGAUGAAGGUUGGGCAGGUGCUCAGAUGGAAGUGGAUUAUACAGAACAGUUGAAUUUCAGUGAUGAUGAUGAGCAAGGAACUAGUGGUCCUAAAGAGAACAACAGUGAGGAUCAAGGUUCAAAAUCCUCUGAAAACACUGAAAAUCGAAAAGAAGCAGAUGACGUUAACAGCACUAAAUCAUCUUCUCAGACACCUGCACAGUCAUCAGUAAUAAAAGCUCCCUAUGGGAAAGGUCCUCCAUUUAAUCAGGAACGUGGACAAUCUUCACACCUGCCACCACCCCCAAAACUGCUUGCACAGCAGCAUCCACCUCCUCCAGAUCGACAGGCAGUACCUGGAAGAGCAGGUCCUUUCCCCCCUAAGCAGCAAGUACCUGAUGAAGAUGAAAUUUGGAAGCAGAGACGACGGCAACAGUCAGAAGUUUCUGUAGCUGUGGAACGUGCUCGUAAACGACGUGAAGAGGAGGAGCGUAGAAUGGAAGAACAAAGGAAGGCCGCUUGUGCAGAGAAACUUAAACAGUUAAAUGAGAAGCUUGGCAUUGUGGAAAAACAACCAUCUCCCGAGGAAAUUAGGGAAAGGGAACGGGAAAAAGAACGGGAACGUGAGAAAGAACUUGAAAAAGAACAAGAGCGUGAGAGAGAGAAGGAGAAAGAAAGAGAGAGGGAGAGGCAACAGGAAAAAGAGAAAGAACUAGAGAAGGAGAAGGAAAAACAAAGAGAAAUAGAGAAACAAAGAGAGAAAGAACAAGAACAACAGCAGGAAAAGGAAAAAGAACUGCAAAAAACAAGAGAACUGGAGAAUGAAUGUGAGCUACAGCAGAAGGAAAGGGAAAAUGUGGAGGAAAAAGUUGAACACAAAGACGCUACUUCAGAGCCUGGAAUAGAGAAACAAGAAAGUGAAAACAUCUCUACUAAAGAGGAGGAGCCAAUUUUCACGAGACAAGACAGCAAUCGCAGUGAAAAAGAGACAACACAGUUGUCUCAUGAAACAGAACCAGAAUCAGGGUCUCAACCUCGGCCUGCUGUGUUGUCUGGCUAUUUCAAACAGUUUCAAAAGUCUUUACCACCACGAUUCCAGCGGCAGCAGGAACAGAUGAAGCAGCAACAGUGGCAGCAGCAGCAGCAGCAACAAGGUGUACUUCCGCAAACUGUGUCUUCACAACCAUCCAGUGGUGCUGUUCCUCCUCCACCACACAGACCUCUUUACCAGCCAAUGCAACCUCACCCUCAGCAUUUGGCUUCUAUGGGUUUUGAUCCGAGGUGGCUCAUGAUGCAGUCAUAUAUGGAUCCUCGCAUGAUGUCAGGAAGACCUGCUAUGGAUAUGCCGUCUAUUCAUCCUGGAAUGAUUCCUCCUAAGCCAUUAUUGAGGAGAGACCAGAUGGAAGGGUCACCCAACAGUUCUGAAUCAUUUGAGCAUAUAGCUCGAUCCACGAGAGACCAUGCCAUUUCCCUCUCUGAGCCUCGUAUGAUGUGGGGGUCAGAUCCCUAUCCACAUGCUGAGCCUCAACAGGCAACUACUCCUAAGAUAACCGAAGAAUCUGAGGAUGUAAGACCUGAGGCAACUUUGGAACAAGAACCAGUUACUGCUGCUUAUCCUGUAGAACAUAGUCAAUUGGAGUCUCAUCCGAAAGCAGACUUUAUCAGAGAAUCAAGUGAGACAGAAGUACAGAAGUUCCUAAGCAGAUCUGUGGAAGACAUUAGACCCCACCAUAGUGACACAAGCAGUCUGUCUACUUGUUUUGAAGUAGCUGAUCCAAAGACCAUAUCCACUCCUCAAGAAGAGCGGAUUUCAGCUGGAGAAAGUCAGCCUGUUCGGAAAAGAAGUGUUUCCCAUGGAUCUAACCAUACUCAGAAAUCAGAGGAACAAAGAAAUGAACCAUUUGUUAGCAUUCCCAAAGCAACUAGCAGAUGCAUUGAUUCAAAAGAACCAGCAGAAAGAAUAGAGGAAAAAACAAAAAAGGAUGGGUUCAUACGAUCUUCUGAAGGACCAAAAUCUGAAAAACUAUAUAAAUCUAAAUCGGAAACUCGUUGGGGUCCAAGACCAAGUUCAAACAGACGGGAUGAAGGUAAUGAUAGACCUAUAAGAAGAUCAGGUCCCAUUAAGAAACCUAUACUUAGAGAUAUGAAAGAGGAACGGGAGCAAAGGAAAGAGAAAGAAGGAGAAAAGGUCAUAGAAAAAGUUGUAAAACCUGAAAAGACAGAAAAGAAGGAUCCCCUUCCUCCACCCCCCCCACCUCCAGCACCAAUCCAGCCACAGUCAGGUCCACUACCACCUCAACCAGAACUAGAAAAACCUCCUUCAUCAGAAACUUCAGCUUUGGCUCAAAAGGCAACACAGGAUACUGAGAAGCCAUCAGAGCAUUUGAAUAGUGGUCAAGUAGAGCCUGCAGUGAAAACUGUAAGCCAACAAACUGUGUCAGCAACAACAAUCAAAGAAGAGAAACAACCAGAGAAGGUCAUCACUAAAGACGUUGUUACAGAAAGGCCUCGACCAGAUUCAAGAUCACUAGUUAGAAAAGAACCAACUUUCCAAGCCCCCAGGACCUAUUGGAAAGAAGCUAGAGAUAGAGAUUGGUUUCCAGAUCAAGGGUACCGAGGUCGAGGCCGUGGAGAAUACUACUCCAGAGGUCGAAGCUACAGAGGCUCUUAUGGAGGGCGUGGCCGAGGUGGCAGAGGGCACACUCGAGAUUAUCCUCAGUAUAGAGACACUAAGCCAAGACCGGAGCACAUACCCUCAGGGCCUCUCCGGCAACGCGAAGAAAGUGAAACACGAAGUGAGAGCUCUGAUUUUGAAGUUGUUCCUAAAAGAAGACGACAGCGAGGUUCAGAGACUGACACAGACAGCGAAAUUCAUGAAAGUGCAAGUGACAAGGAUAGUUUAAGCAAAGGUAAACACCCCAAAAGAGAGGAACGAUCUGAAAACAAAAAACCCAUAAAGCCUCAGUCUUCUUUCAAGCCAGAAAACCAUGUCCGAAUAGACACUAGGCCACUUGAAAAACCUUUUAUGAGGGAAGAUAAUAAAUCUAAACCAGGCUUCCUUCCUAAAGGGGAACCAACCAGGCGAGGCCGAGGGGGCACAUUUAGACGUGGUGGAAGGGAUCCUGGAGGUCGCCCAUCACGCCCUUCCACCUUACGCAGGCCUGCAUAUAGGGACAAUCAGUGGAACCCAAGGCAGGCAGAAGUUCCUAAACCAGAAGAUGGAGAGCCACCCAGAAGACAUGAGCAAUUUAUUCCUAUACCAGCAGAUAAACGACCUCCAAAAUUUGAGCGAAAAUUUGACCCAGCUAGAGAGAGGCCCCGAAGGCAGCGCCCUACUCGACCACCCAGGCAAGAUAAGCCACCUCGGUUUAGACGACUAAGGGAGAGGGAAGCUGCUUCUAAAACAAAUGACGUGAUAGUGCCCACAAAUGGUAUAGUUAGCAAUGUGGUGCAAGAACCAGUCAGUACUGCUGGGGAUGUUUCUGGGAAUAAGACACCAGAUUUAUCUAAUCAGAACUCUUCAGACCAGGCAAAUGAAGAAUGGGAAACGGCUUCUGAAAGCAGUGAUUUCAAUGAGAGGCGUGAGAGGGAUGAAAAAAAAAAUGCUGAUUUGAAUGCACAGAUAGUUGUUGUUAAGGCUGGAGAGAAUGUUUUACCUCCAAAGAGGGAAAUAGCAAAGAGAAGUUUUUCUAGUCAGAGACCUGGAGUAGAUCGUCAGAAUCGCCGCAGCAACAAUGGUCCACCCAAGUCAGGAAGGAAUUUCACAGGUCCUAGGAAUGAAAGAAGAAGUGGCCCACCAUCAAAAAGUGGGAAGAGAGGACCAUUUGAUGAGCAGUCCUCAGGUACGACUGCCAUUGACCCUAUCAAUGGCAACUCUGCACAUCAUCAGGAAGGACCACCUAAUGGUACAGGACAAAAGAACUCCAAAGAUAUGACUGGGAAAAAAAGAGAAGACCCCAAACCAGGUCCUAAAAAACCCAAAGAGAAAGUAGAUGCUCUCUCACAGUUUGAUCUCAACAAUUAUGCAAGUGUUGUUAUAAUUGAUGACCAUCCUGAAGUAACAGUAGUUGAAGAUCCCCAGUCAAGUUUGAAUGAUGAUGGUUUUACUGAAGUGGUAUCCAAGAAACAACAAAAACGUUUACAGGAUGAAGAACGCCGGAAGAAGGAAGAGCAAAUCAUACAGGUUUGGAACAAAAAGAAUGCAAAUGAAAAAGGAAGAAGUCAAACAUCAAAGCUUCCUCCAAGAUUUGCCAAAAAGCAGACUACAGGGACCCAACAAGCACAGUCUCAAGCCUCAGCUCCAACCGUAGCCUCAGUUACAGCUUCAGCUUCAGCUACAGUCCCAGGCUCAAUCUCAACCCCAGUUCCAGCCUCAAACUCGGCUCCAAUUUUGACAUCACAUUUAGCGCCAGCUCCAUCAUUAACCUCUGCUCCAAUUCUAACCUCCUCAGCUUCAGUUCCAGCUUCAGCUCCAGUUCCAGCCUCCACCUCAACCCCAGCCUCAGUUCCAGCCCCAACCCCCAUCCUUGCUUGCAUGUCAGCCCCCACCUCGGUCCCCACCCUUGCCUCAGCCCCACCCUCAAUCCCCAUCCUUGCUUCAGCCCUAGUACCAUCUUCAGCUCCAACACCAGCCCCAACAGUAUCAGUCACAACUGCCACAACAGUCUCAAUGCCAGCUGCCCCAGCUCCAACUGCCCCAAUCUCACUUGUCCCAGCCUCAGCUCCAACCCCACUCCCAUCUGCCCCAUCCCAAACUCAGGCACAGACUCACAAACCAGUCCAAAAUUCACUCCAGGCUACAACACAAAUAUCAAAACAGCCGCCACCUUCAGUUAGGCUGCCUUCAGCUCAAACACCUAAUGGCACAGAUUAUGUAACCCCAGGAAAGUCCAUCCAGAACUCACAGUCCCAUGGUACUCUUACAGGUGAAUUGUGGGAUAACAAGGUGACCCCCCCUGCUGUACUGAAUGACAUCUCUAAGAAAUUAGGUCCUAUUAGUCCACCACAGCCACCUUCAGUCAGUGCAUGGAACAAACCCUUAACGUCAUUUGGAUCAGCUACUUCAUCAGAGGGAACAAAAAAUGGUCAAGAAAGUGGAGUUGAAAUAGGAAUUGACACAAUUCAGUUUGGUGCUCCAGCUUCCAAUGGGAAUGAAAAUGAAGUUAUUCCUGUGCUUUCUUCGGAUAAAUCUACUGACAAAAUACCUGAACCCAAAGAACAACGGCAGAAGCAGCCACGGGCAGGACCUAUCAAAGCCCAGAAGCUUCCAGAUUUGAGUCCAGUAGAAAGCAAAGAACAUAAACCUGGUCCCAUUGGAAAGGAACGGUCAUUAAAAAAUAGAAAAGUAAAAGAUGUCCAGCAAGUGGAGCCUGAAGGACAAGAGAAGUCAAAUCCUACUACAGGCAGAAACACAGACCCUGUCACAAUAAAGGAAAACAAAGCCGUGUCAGAAAUGUCUACUGAAAUAGGAACAAUGAUUUCGGUGUCAUCUGCAGAAUUUGGCCCUAAUUCAAAGGAGUCGGUAACAGACUAUACUACACCUUCUUCUUCUCUGCCUAACACUGUGGCUACUAAUAAUGCAAAGAUGGAAGAUACAUUGGUUAAUACUGUGCCCCUGCCCAACACACUUCCCCUCCCUAAGAGGGAGACUAUCCAACAGAGCUCCAGCCUAACUUCAGUUCCUCCCACUACUUUCAGUCUCACCUUCAAGAUGGAAUCUGCACGCAAAGCAUGGGAGAAUUCUCCAAAUGUAAGGGAGAAGGGAUCUCCAGUAACUUCCACAGCACCUCCAAUUGCAAGUGGAGUCAGUAGUGCCAGUGGACCUAGCACUGCUAAUUACAUUUCCUUCUCAAGUGCAUCAGUGCCUCAGAUUCCUGUAGCUUCAGUAACUCCUACCACCUCAUUAUCAGGAGCUGGUACAUACACUACCUCUUCUUUGAGUACAAAAUCUACUACUACGUCUGACCCUCCUAACAUUUGUAAAGUGAAACCCCAACAGUUACAGACCAGCAGCCUGCCUUCUGCAAGUCAUUUUUCACAAUUAAGCUGUAUGCCUUCGCUUAUUGCCCAGCAACAACAGAGUCCACAAGUCUACGUGUCUCAGUCUGCAGCAGUAACACAAAUCCCAGCAUUCUAUAUGGACACCAGCCAUUUAUUCAAUACCCAACAUGCACGAUUGGCUCCACCAUCCUUGGCCCAGCAACAAGGCUUCCAACCUGGUCUUUCUCAGCCAGCUUCAGUCCAGCAGAUUCCAAUCCCUAUUUAUGCACCAUUGCAAGGACAGCAUCAAGCUCAACUGAGUUUAGGGGCUGGGCCUGCUGUUUCCCAAGCUCAGGAAUUAUUUAGUUCUUCACUUCAACCAUAUAGAUCACAGCCAGCCUUUAUGCAAAGCAGUCUAUCGCAGCCAUCGAUGGUUCUUUCUGGCACUGCCAUCCACAACUUUCCAGCUGUCCAACACCAGGAACUCGCCAAGGCACAAUCAGGUCUUGCCUUUCAACAGACUUCAAAUACUCAGCCUAUUCCAAUCUUGUAUGAACAUCAGCUGGGUCAGGCAUCAGGACUAGGAAGUUCCCAACUAAUUGAUACUCAUCUUCUUCAGGCAAGAGCAAAUCUUACCCAGGCUUCAAAUCUAUAUUCUGGACAAGUACAACAGCCUGGUCAGACAAGCUUCUAUAAUACUGCCCAGUCACCGAGUGCUCUCCACCAGGUUACAGUACCUUUGCCAGCCUCCCAGCUUCCCUUGCCUAAUUUUGGAUCUACAGGGCAACCUCUACUUGCUUUACCUCAGACUCUUCAGCCCCCGUUACAACAUACCACCCCACAGGCUCAGGCUCAGAGCCUUAGUCGUCCUGCCCAAGUAAGCCAGCCUUUCAGAGGAUUGAUCCCUGCUGGAACUCAGCACAGCAUGAUUGCAACCACAGGAAAAAUGUCUGAAAUGGAACUAAAAGCCUUUGGAAGUGGCAUUGAUAUUAAACCAGGCACACCUCCAAUCAGCGGUAGAAGCACCACACCAACAUCUAGUCCCUUCCGGGCUACUUCCACAAGUCCAAAUGGGCAGUCCAGCAAAAUGAACAGCAUGAUCUACCAGAAGCAGUUCCAGUCUGCCCCUGCCACUGUGAGAAUGACACAACCAUUUCCUACACAGUUUGCACCCCAGGCAAAACAGAGAGCAGAGGUUCUUCAAUCCACGCAACGGUUCUUCUCUGAACAGCAACAGAGCAAACAAAUAGGAAGCAAAGCCCAGAAAGUGGACAGUGAUUCAAGUAAACCUCCUGAAACACUGACUGACCCUCCUGGUGUCUGUCAGGAAAAAGUGGAAGAAAAGUCACCCCCUACACCCACCAUUGCCACCAAACCUGUUAGAACUGGACCAAUCAAGCCUCAGGCAAUCAAAACCGAAGAAACAAAAUCUUAA